GCUUUUCAUUAACUGUCCACUCCGCAUCUGGUGAUCUGAUGAAUCUUCCUCAAUCCUCUCUUCUACUCCUAACCUUGUCCUUGUUUCCUUAGCUUCCUAUAUAGACCUGAACAUCAUCUUCAUCGUCAUCAUCCACAAAAACAACAAUUUUGAUUCACAAACAAGAAAAUAUAACUAAUCUCCUACUCAUCUAUCUGGGUUUUCUGCUUCCUCUCUCAGACUCUCAAAGACAAUCAAAACUCGCCCAAAAAUUUGUGUGGAAGGAUAAACAAGAAAAACCCUUUGGGCGGUAAGAGCUAAAGAUUCAAAAUGGGUCUCUCAAGCCUCCCAGCUCCAUCCGAAGGAGUUCUCUGCAUACUUCUGGUAAACACAGCUCUGUCUAUCUCAAUCGUCAAAGGCAUAGUCCGCUCUAUCCUUCACAUAGUUGGUAUCCGAUUAUCAGCAUCCACAUCAUUAGAUUCAGUCGAAACCGCAUCAGAGCCAUUUGAAUUUCGACUAACCCCAAAUACUUUCAUUGAGGAAUUCCGGUACCGGACUCCGGCAGUCAAAUAUGGCUCUCUCUGCAAUUGCAAUCAGUCUGAACAAGAGUGUCCGGUAUGUCUGAAUCGGUUUGAAAGGGACUCGGAGGUAAACCAGUUGUGUUGUGGCCACUUGUUCCAUAAGAUUUGUUUGGAGAGGUGGCUUGAUUACUGGAACAUCACAUGUCCACUAUGUAGAACACCAUUGAUGCCUGAAGAAGAAGCUUCCUACAUAUGGUGAAUGCGCCUUGAGAAUUGUGAAGCCACCCGGGUUCGUCUUGGAUCUGUGUUACAUAGCAGUGCUGUACAGUCCCAGUGGUAGCUGUUCGUCUGUGUGGUUGCCCUGCGAAUUUUUACGCCUUUCUUGUUCGCGUGUUUUGCCCAUGAUGAUGAAGACGAGUCUUUUUUGCCACAGAUGUUAAUAAUGUACAGAGACAGUUUCUAUUUGUGAGUGGGUCUGUACUUGUUUCUGUAUUUGAUCUUCAGUCACUCUUUUGUCUCUCAAAAUAGUCCAUAUAUAAAGCAAAAAUUGAACCA
Molecule: messenger RNA, 1055 nt
Organism: Macadamia integrifolia
Lineage: Eukaryota; Viridiplantae; Streptophyta; Magnoliopsida; Proteales; Proteaceae
Product: probable E3 ubiquitin-protein ligase XERICO
Exons: 2
Coding region: 310-759 (149 amino acids)
Source: RefSeq, a predicted model, not a curated record